This is a messenger RNA of Venustampulla echinocandica, 1551 nucleotides long. RefSeq lists its product as uncharacterized. Gene Ontology annotation, molecular function: protein binding. The transcript has 3 exons. Bases 1 to 1551 code for a protein of 516 amino acids. Gene Ontology annotation, biological process: regulation of gene expression. Gene Ontology annotation, cellular component: nucleus. Lineage: Eukaryota; Fungi; Ascomycota; Leotiomycetes; Helotiales; Pleuroascaceae. The record is from RefSeq and is a predicted model, not a curated record.
AUGACUAAAUUGGGGGAGAUAUUCGCGGAGCUGGGAAUUUCGCAAUACCUCGACGAGUUCAUCGAGCAAGGCUUCGAUACCUGGGAGACGAUCCUUGACAUCACCGAAUCCGACUUUGAUGCGCUUGGCGUUAAACUUGGCCACCGCAGGAAGCUCCAAAGAAAAAUUGCCAAUUCGAGAGGCAUAUCCUCGGACCGGGCGUUAUCAUCUCCUAGACACACACCAGCCGACGACCGGCAAUCAGAAGAUCAGAGACUCGGAGGGGCAAAAGCAGAAGCUAAGGAUGGAGGCGGGGCAUCUCAUGGCGCGAAGAGGAAGUACAGACGGCAUCCCAAACCAGACGAAAAUGCUCCCGAGCGGCCUCCCUCGGCAUAUGUUAUCUUCUCAAAUAAGAUGCGUGAAGAGCUGAAGGGUAGAAAUCUCUCUUUCACGGAGAUAGCAAAGCUAGUAGGCGAAAAUUGGCAAAAUCUCUCCCCUGAGGAAAAGGAGCCAUUCGAGCAGCAAGCGUUUUCGACGAAAGAGAAAUACAACCAGGAACUUGCAGAAUACAAGAAAACGAGCAGUUAUAGAGAGUACUCGCAGUACUUGACUGAAUUCAAGACUAAGCAAGUCAGCCAGCAGCAAGCGCCGGAUGCGGAUGCCGCGAAGCGGCCCAAACUAGAGACUUACCAAAGUAAUACCAGCAGUGGAACGGCCGACAGUUCUACAAGUCAGGCGGCUAUGGAAGCUUCAGGAGGCCGAGGCCGUGUCCCGUCAUCAGGUUCAAGUACAGGUCCGUGGUCCAUCGUCGAUAAUACUACGGCUGCAUCAACCCCCGUCGCGAAGUCGGAUUUCCCCCAUAGAGGUCCAAGUGGCCAGGGGUCACCUUCGCCAACACUUUUACCUGGAUACCGCGAAUCCAUCUUUGGUGGGAUCCAGCAGGGACUUCCUUGGCGAGAUGGGAAGCCCGAUGAUGCCAAUAGUUCUGGCCAGAAGCUUCCUAGGUUGGCAAAUGUCUAUGACCGGCGAUCGAGCUACGCCAGUACGCCUAUUGUAGACUCAAUCAGCCUUCCUGGUUCGGCCCAGCAUCCUCGCCGCACAGUGCACAACCAUCCGCCGCCAAUGCUAACGCCCGAACCAACGAAUUUGGGGAAUAGGUCGACAGGAUCAGUAUCAUCUGACAGCCCGAAUUCCUCUGCAUUCUUUGCGCCUCGAACGCCUCUAGAGCCACCGCACGACAGGCCCUUACCCCUUCCAUCCUUAUUUCCCCCGAUGUCUUCAGGAAGCUCCGACAAUCAACUUCCGCCCCUCAGACCUCCGUCUUUGUCGCCCCAAUCCGCUAUGGCAAACCCGCAGCAGUCCCCUAAUUUCCCACCCCAUGUAGAUUUUUCAUCCAUGGCUCCAUUCCGUGGGUACAACGCGCAAAUAUCGCCAAUGGCUAUUGCAGCCGAUAAAUCUGAUUUGAGAGCACAAAAUUCAGUAGACGAUAUGAAUCUUGACCCCGUUAGCGCUCUUUUGAGAGCUGGCGAGAUUGUCAAUCGAAAUAGUAGAAGCCAGCGGCUAGGUUCUUGA